GUUACUUAUGGGCUUUUCACGCUACACCAAAAACACUGGAGCAGACCAAGCCAGUGGCAUGUGUCCAGGAGAAGACUUAUGUUGCGUUGGACCUUGAGCCUCGAGGGGCCUUUGACAAGCCAAUCGUCUAGACAACAAAACUGAUUACAGUGUGGAAACAGCAGCACUGACCAGAUGAAAAAUUCCCUAGGGAACUGCCUAUGUUAACUGAACUCUCAUGAUACGAUCCAGCAGGCCUUUAAGAAUCAACUUCUAUUUCCAUAAUGGUAACAAAUACAACCCAACUGGACAAUGAUACACUGGACAUGCUUCAGAACAAAGUUAUUCAAAGCACCCUCCCAGCUGUGUACUUCUCGGUGGCCAUCAUCAGCAUCCCUGGGCAUAUAUUCUCGCUUUGCGUGUUCUUCCGGCACAUCAAACCCAAGACACCUUCAGUCAUCUUCAUGAUUAACCUUAGCAUCACAGACCUUACCCUGGCAUUCUGUUUACCUUUCCAGAUUAGCUAUCACUGGAAAAACAACAACUGGAUCUUUGGUAAGAGCAUUUGCAGCUUAGUCACAGUGAUGUUCUACACAAACAUGUAUACUUCCAUACUCACCAUGACCUGCAUCAGCAUCGAGAGGUACUUGGGAGUGGUGUAUCCCAUGAAAUUAGUCCAGUGGAGAAGAAAGAGAUAUGCUCUAGCUGCCUGCUUGGGGAUGUGGGCCUUUUUGCUAUUAGCUCUGUACCCACUGGCAAGCUCAGAUCUGACCUAUGAAGUAAAAGCAUUAGGGAUCAUAACUUGUUUUGACGUGCUGAAAUGGGAUAUGUUGCCCAAUAUUGCAGCAUGGGCAAUUUUUCUUCUCACGCUGUUUGUUCUUCUCUUCCUGAUCCCAUUCAUAGUGACAGUAGUCUGCUACAUAGCCACUAUUCGGAAGCUCAUUCAGACUUCUAGCAAACAAGGGAGUAGGCAGAAGACUAGAUCUAUUUACUUGGCUGCAGUUGUCCUCUUGGUAUUCGUCACUUGCUUCGCCCCUAAUAACUUCAUUCUAUUUGUGCACAUGAUCAGCCGUCUCUUUUUCGAAAAGAGCUUCUACCCUGCUUACAAGCUCACCCUGGGCCUCAGUUGCCUGAACAACUGCCUAGAUCCAUUUGUUUACUAUUUCGUAUCCAAAGAAUUUUAUCAGGCAAUAAGAUGUAAAGCACCGUACAAUGACAGUUUGGAGACCAGAAGGGAAAGUUUAUUCUCUGGCAGGACAAUGUCAGUCAGGUCUAUGUCAAGUGGGCCUAUGGAAGGGUUAGAUGGAGUUAAGGAUUGUUUGCAAAGACAAGAAAGUGUUUUUUAACUACAGUUAUAAAAGCAGUAGUAAGGCAGUAGUAAGCUAUCAAGUGGAACAAAAAGCCCCCUCAUUUUUUAGUAAACAAUGUUCUGGGAAACAUCAAUGCCUGUAGCAUCAAAAGUCCAACCACACUGAACAGAAAGUGUCUCACGCAUGUCUAAAAAUCAAUAACCACUUUCUGGGAAGGACUAGAGAAGGAGUAUGGUGAACCAACAUUAUCAAAGGAGGAACGUCACCCUAUGUGAAUCCAGUGAUCCAAGAUCAAGUUGGAAAAGAUGCAGAAAGAAUUGCUUCUACUAAACACUUCCAAAUGUGACUGAAAAGCAAGGACAAACCAAAAGUACUGCAGAUUUUGAGAUCUCAAUGCUUAGACAAAUACUUAUGAGUCUUGUUAUACUAAAGGGAAAUCCUGUAAAAGUAGUUUGGGGGGCUUUGUAAAUAAUGUUAAUUUAGGUAUGAAUUUCUUGUUGUGUUGCUGCAGCACAAAAAUGAACAAUGUCUUGGUAUUUUAUCAUUAAUGCUUAUGUGUAGCCUCUGUGAACUAAUCACAACAGUUAUGUAUCACUUGCUUGAUUUAUACGUGUGCUAACCUAACCACAUAAACCUUCAAAGAGGUUAGCUUGGUUAAUAGCUAUUUAUUUCAAUUUCGUCUAUCAAAAUAUCUCCUAAAAUGAAGUAAAAAAGAAAGGCCAACAUCAGUACCCUCAACCACAUCAAUGCCCCAGCUGCUGAGUGGUUGCAUCAUUGUUAAAUCUAGAUAAUUCUAAGGGGCAAUGGUGAAGUGAAGAUGGCUUACAUGGCAAUUUUCUUACAUUGACCCACUACAUGAAUAUUGCUGAGCUCGCAUCCCCUUAACUUAGUUUAUUUGUUUGUUUUAUAAUGGGCUAAACUCUCUGCCCCGCUGCUGAAUACAGUUCCCACUGCAGUCAGUGAUACUAUUGCUUUAUGUAUUUUAUGAACAGUAUUUUUGCUUUUUCUCUAGGAUCUAGUACACAUAAUGGUCUAAAUUCUCCAUCUAGUAUGAAUGGGAGUAAUCCAAUUGAUCUCAACUGCAUUACACGACUGCCUGCAGUAUAGACAGCGCCAAAAGCUGAGUUAAGGUACUUCAGCUGCAUUACAUGAACGUAAACAUGCUGAGGAUUUGUCUCCUAAAUCAUGACAUUAUCUCAUUUGCUUUUGAUAUUUUACAUAUCUGGACUAUUUGUUUUACAGAGAGAGAGGACGAAAAGCACUGGGCAGUUGACAUUUAAAAACUUUCCUGGUGCUUAAUGCAUAUAUUAUCAGUGCUGUGGCAUGUUCUGGUCCUCAGUAUCCUAUCCCAACAUAGUGCAUAAUACCAUGCAUCUCCUCAUAGCUCAGCAAAUGAAUGUUUGCUUAUAUAUACAAUAAAACAGCAUCUAUAUUUUUCUUUUUAAUCUGAAACAACUUUUUUCCCUAAAUUUUAUGAAAUUAUAUGUAACUUCAACACUGGUGAAAAUGAGGAGCUAAUGCCACUUUUUAGAGCCAAACAAGCUUCCUUGACCGUCAGGUCAAGACAACUCAGCAAUACUUCUAACAUCCUAGGGCUUGAUCAAACUCCCAAGUAGCUCAGCGGGAAGUUUACUAUUGAUAUUGAUGAGCACUAGAUCAGGCCUCAAGCAGUAGGCCAGUCCGGAAUAGCAACUGCCAACAGUGCUCGACUAUAUGGUAAUUCCAUAACAUAGACAAAAAUGUUUAAAAGGUAAUAGAUUAGAUGAUUAAAAUAUAUCUGCCUUUUUAUCUAAGGUAUGAUUCAAAUUCAGUAAUCUAAAUGUGACUCGUUCUAUACAUUAGCCUCAUGCACCACCUAUUCUCUAAAGUUUGUGUUUUGUUGUAGUCACUGGAUAACCAAAAGCUUGUUUUAGAAUUUAUAUGGAUUUUUCUUACUUAUUAUCCUUGCAUGUCAAAUGAUCAGUAAUAUUUUUAUGCAGUCCAUAGAAACUCUGAUUAUCUUUAAAAAAAUACCUUGCACAUUAACUUUCUUUAAGCACAUGGGUAUGGAAAGAAAGAAAGAAAGAAAGAAAGAAAGAAAGAAAGAAAGAAAGAAAGAAAGAAAGAAAGAAAGAAAGAAAGAAAGAAAGAAAGAAAGAAAAUCUGGAUAUGCAUUAUAGUUACAGUGUCUGAGAAGACACAGAGCAGAUGCCCUUUAAUCCAUCCCACAUCCAUCAUAUAGAAAUUCAGUGAAAUUAUGUAUUGCAAACAUCCUUAUGGGUUUAACAGCACAUGAUUCUACUUUGCUAUUUAAACCAUUCAGGCAUCAGCUUUCUACCAAACCUGUGCGCUACACUUGAUUAUGGCAGCAAUUUUCCUUUGAGUUACAUAUUUAAAUAUACAAAUGGGUGGUUUACAUAUAAAUAUUGUCUAAUGAAAAUUUGGUAAUUUUUCCAAAUUUCUAGUGCAGAUUUUUUUAUGUGUUUUAGUUGGGUCCCAUCGUGUCAGGGACUGAAGGCUCUUAACUGUCACUUAUUUCAAAGGGAAUUUGAAAGUGCAGACACUUUGCAGGAUGAGACCAUAAGACAUUAAUGAUCUUUCUGCAAUAAUAAAGGUCAGCCCCACUGGCUGGAAAUGCUUUUUCCCUCAUCCCCACCCAGCCCUUCAGACCAUUCCAUCCUUCUUUUGGUGCUGCCUAACAAUACAUCUGAAGGAUGUGUCAGUCAGGUUCCAGAACACUUGGAAGUUUCUCAUGUACUCUGUUAAAUAACCACCAGGGGCUAGAUCUUGGCAUCCCUAGUCAGGCAAAACGCCUGUCAAAGACAAUGGGAUUGUUGCCUGAGUGAAGAACAUAGCAUCUGGCCCUAUGUACAUAAUCGUUAGGAUUCAGUAGUAUGUGUUGUGAAGGUAACUGGCAAUGAAAUCUCUUCCUAUUUUCAUAAAGAGCACUCUGGAGAAUUGUUCUGUGAACCACUGAAUAUAUUCCCUUGUGGGAUGUCAUUUUACCACCCUUCAUGUUCAACAUGCAGACAAGGACCUCUAAAAAUAGAAGCACAGCUGUGUUGGCAAGUACAGCAGGAUACAUUUGCUAUAAGAUACUAGGUAUGUCCUUGUAGCAACUAACCCCAUCCUCCCUUAGCUGUACUGAUACAUUCAGCAUGCUAGCUCAGUUGAGGGUAGUGAGCAUAGCUCUACACAAGUUCAACAUGGAUACAUCUAUAUUACAGAGGAAAACUGAAGCUACCACUGUCGAUAUUCCAGGGUUCAAUUUAGUGGGUCUAGUGAAGACAGCUAAUUUGAACUGAGAGGGGCACUCUGGUCGA
Molecule: messenger RNA, 4591 nt
Organism: Pelodiscus sinensis (Chinese soft-shelled turtle)
Lineage: Eukaryota; Metazoa; Chordata; Testudines; Trionychidae
Product: P2Y receptor family member 8
Biological process (GO): phospholipase C-activating G protein-coupled receptor signaling pathway; thrombin-activated receptor signaling pathway; blood coagulation
Cellular component (GO): plasma membrane
Molecular function (GO): G protein-coupled purinergic nucleotide receptor activity; thrombin-activated receptor activity
Source: RefSeq, a predicted model, not a curated record